Manihot esculenta (cassava) is the source of this 4371-nucleotide messenger RNA. Its product is annotated as protein FAR1-RELATED SEQUENCE 7. The coding region runs from base 1588 to 3525 and encodes 645 amino acids. Gene Ontology annotation, biological process: regulation of DNA-templated transcription. NCBI's taxonomy places the organism in Eukaryota, Viridiplantae, Streptophyta, Magnoliopsida, Malpighiales, Euphorbiaceae. The transcript is spliced from 5 exons. The record is from RefSeq and is a predicted model, not a curated record.
UGCGAUUUAAGCUUUCUUGAUUAAAUAUCCAACAAUAUAAUAAUAGAAAUUGGAAGUUUGAGACCCAAAUUUCCUUGGGGGUGAAAUAUUACAUUCUCGUGUGCUACAAGUUUUGCACGUGAGCUGCUUGCUGAAAUGCCUGAGAAAAAUCUGGCUUCUGAAAUUGUGCCCUCUACAUUGACUUAUCAAAUUCCUCUCGCAUCUCGUGUGCCAUUCUGAUGAAAAUCUUAUUGAUGGAAUGGAUAAUUAUGUUCUAGUUUAUUGAUAUUGCGUUUGCUUUUGGUUUGGAAGCGUACAUGAGGCUGGUUAAGAUGCCACUGACGGCCGAGCUAAGCUGCAGAAGAGAAGGUACGCAGAUAUGAAGUAUUUAAUAUUAUAAUCCGAUUGUAUGAAGCUUUUAUAAAUGGGAGAAUAGCAUCCAUAUUGUCAUGUCUUUUGUUAAAGAGUUAUGGAGCCGCAAUCUGCCCAAGAAAACAAAGGCUUUUCAAGCUAAUGAGAAACCUCAAUUUCAACGGAGAAUCAGCCUGAUUCAAUCAAGUUCUGAUCCUUAUACACCAACUGCCCAAAAUUCAGCUGUUAUUGCUGUGUCUGAUGGUUUUUAUUCUCCAGAGUUCAGGGGUGAUUUUGGAGCUGGCCUUUUAGAUCUUCAUGCCAUGGACGAUACAGAGCUUCUACCUGAGGUAUGUCUCUUUAUGGAGCGCCAAGGGGCAAGUCCACUUUUUUUCUUUUUUCUUUUUGCAACAGAUAUGAUUAUCAAGGGCAGGGAGGCUUAUUUACAGGAAACAAUAUGAAUAAGUUAAACGAAAUUUGCUUAUCCAUAAAGAAUAAUCCACUAAAAUAUGCAGAAUAAUUUGACAGUUGUUGCUUCUGUGACCUUAAAAUGGAGCAACUUAUAAAAGCAGUUUCCACCCAUCUCAUCUUUUUUGGGCACUUCUUAGUAUUUGCCUCGCCAUUUACAUUCAUUACUGGAAUAAGGAGACAGAAAGAAGGUUUUAUUUGUAAAUAUAGGAUAAUUUCAGCAUUAGAACAAUUUAUGUCACUAUUGAUUAUAAGAGAGGACAAUGAUUAAUGAUAAAAAGAUUCAAAGAGGAAGAAUGUUCUUUUAUAUUAAUGGAAAUAAAUUCUAAAAUUAUUUUAAUAUAAUUUACAAAAUACAUGAUAUUCUAAUUAAUUAAGUCAAAAGAUAGGGAUAACAUGGUAAUUAGUCCUAUAUAAAUUAGUGAACAAUGGGAUAGAUAAGUCAUAUGAUCACACUUUUAUUUAAUAAAAAAAAACCUUUAAAAACUGUGAGAAGUGUGAACUAUGAAGUUUCUUUUGUCAGCUUCCCUCUCCUGUGGCUGUGGGUAGGGCCACAGGGAGUCAAUUGUCCACGGGGAGCCCUUCCUAAACAUGAGAUGUCUCUGGUAUACCUAUCUUAGGUGCUCCAGGACUAUUCAUAUUAUCAACCAGAUUAACUACUUAUAUAAAGACCCAGAUUUUGUUUGAAAUGGAGCAAGUUCCACCUUCUCCUUUUCUCGACUUUCUUCCUCUCUAUAAGUUUUAUUUCACAACCCAGCGACAAUUUGUCUCUUUUGCUUCUCCAAGCCAAUGGCAGAAACUUCUCAUUCUGUUACUGGGCCUGCUGCAUCACCCAGUAGUCUGGGUGCUGCCCAAAAUUCCAACAUGGAUUUCUGGUACGAUAUCUACAAUAACCAUCUAAAUGAUUCAGUAAUAGGACCUUCGAGGCUGGACUAUGAAUGGGGUUAUGUUUUUGGCAACUCAUCGUCCAAGACAAGGAAGAGGAAGAAGAAGGAUGUGGGCAGCACCAGUACUGCAUAUAGUAACAGUGAUCUUUCAGAGGCUCUGUCUGCAAUUUCUGCACAUCUGAGUCUAUCUUCGUCUGGAUCAUCAUCUUUACAUAGCUCUAGAGAAGGAGAUCAAUAUCAAGAUACUGAGAAGGAUGUUGCUGGAUUCAUGAAGAAUCAUGUUGGAAUUUUUCAAGAUGAGACUCUGGAUAAUUCAACGGAAAACUGUGCAAGUUUUGACAUUCAUUCAUUAUCAUCAGAGAGUGAGGAAGAUGAUGCACUAUCAUCUAGUAGCAAUGAAGACGAGAUACAAUCCUUAUCAACUUUCAAUGCAAGUAAAGGAACUCAGGAAGAUAAUUUUCAAGUACCAGAACUUGGAAUGGUAUUCUCUUCUGAUGGCGAGGUUUAUGAAUUUUACAAAAAGUAUUCUAAAAGAAUUGGUUUCACUGUAAGAAAAGGAAAGGUGCAUCGAUCAUCCAAUGGAGACAUUAGAGAACGGUUCUUUUUUUGUUCAAGAGAAGGGUUUCGGUCAAAGAAGCAAGCCAACAAGCUAACGAAGUUCAAGAGAAAAGAAACCAGAACAGGCUGCAGAGCCAGGAUCAGGUGUACAGUAGAAAAUGGAAAAUGGGUAAUCUCCCAAUUUUGUCAAGAGCACAAUCAUCAACUUGAUGGUUUCAGUAAAACCUUUGAGCCCUACUUGGUGCUUCCCACCCGAAACGAAGCUGGGGCAACAAAAUAUUUUGAGUUUGGCAAGAUGGGUUGCAGUACCUAUGUCCAUGAAGCAAAAAUAAAUAGCCUACAAGCUGAAGAUGCUCAAAGCUUAAUAAAUUAUUUCAGACAUAUGCAGGUUGAGGAUUCGUCAUUCUUCUAUGCAGUUCAAGUAGAUGCCAAUGGCUGCAUGACAAAUUUCUUCUGGACAGAUGGCAGGUCAAAGAUAGACUAUGAAUACUUUGGUGAUGUUCUUAUUUUGGACACAGCUUUUAAGAUGGACAAGUUUGGAAUGAUUUGUGCACCCUUUCUGGGACUUAAUCAUCAUCAACAGUAUGUCCUAUUUGGCUGUGCUUUUUUGCUUGAUAAGAGCAAUGACUCAUUUUGUUGGUUGUUUGAGACAUUUAUGGAAGCUAUGAGAAGGCGUCAACCAAAAACAAUUUUUACGGAUGAGGGUCAACCAAUGGUUGAUGCAGUAAAAAUGGUAAUGCCGGAAGCAAAUCAUCAACUUGGUUUGUGGUAUGUCUUCCGGAAUGUGUCAAAACACCUACCCACAUACUAUGGGCAACCUGACUUCGCAAGCCUCUUUAAUAAAUGCAUCUCUGGUUGUGACACACAGGAAGAAUUUGAGUCAAGAUGGAGUUCUUUGCUGGAACAGUUUGAUCUUCACAAAAAUGCAUGCCUUAAUACAUUAUACAUGUAUAGGAAAAGAUGGGCUCAUGUAUUCAACAAGCGAACUUUUGGUGCUGGCAUUCACUGCUUGGAAAACAUCAAAAAUAUUUUUCAAAAUUUUACAAGUGAGACCAUGAGUCUACCAAAGUUUGUUCAACAAUAUUUUCUAGCUGCAGAACAACAACGUAGAGAAGAGUUAUAUGAAGAUUUUCAUUGCAAUGGAAGUGCACCCGAAAUGACUCUUCAUUAUGGUUUGGUUGAGAAACAAGCAGCUAGUAUGUAUAUACACUUGCACAGUGUUCUCUGCGUUCCAGGAGGAGUGGAGAAAACUUUCAUCAGUGGCGUUAAGGGAAAUUUCUAGUAAUGGACCGAUUUCUACGUUCAAAUUGACAGAGGUGGGCCCAAAGGAAAGCAUUUUGGAAUACAAUUGUUUGGAUUCUAGUAUUAGCUGUAGUUGUGGGAAAUAUGAAUCAGUUGGCAUUUUAUGUGCGCAUGCCUUGAAGGUACUCAAUGCAAGAAACAUUUUAUGUAUACCACCCAAAUACGUAUUAAAGAGGUGGACAAAGUCUGCUAAAGAUGGUAUAGUGACAGAUCUCCAUGGACAAGAGGUGACUGGCAGAAAGCAAAAGCCAGUUGAUUUCCUUAUGCGCAAAGCUUUGAAUGUAAUUACUAAAGGUGUAUCAGUCAAGGAGAGCCAAGAUAUAGUUGAGGAUUGCUUAGACAUGACAUUAAAAAGGGUGGAAGGAGUUCUGAAAUCAAAGAACAUAAAUGAUCUUAAAACAACAGAUGCUGAAGCUCAUUAUGAAGACAGUAAUGGCGUCUGCAAUCAGCUUUCAACAGAAGUAAUGAAAUUGGCAUUGGUUUUAGAUGUCACAGUGGUGCGUGGACCAGGUUCAACUUAUGAAUUGAAAUACAGUUUUAGGAAGCAUUCGGAGAAGAAAAUGGGAGAGGCAACCAAAGAUGGUAGGUCCUGAUAUAAUCUCUCUCUGAGAUCUUUGGUAACUCCUUUUGGUAUUGUACGAGAAUUCUUACGUGAACCAAUGAUAUGUCUUCGUUAUAUGCAAUGUAAAGCUGUUAAGAGCAGUUAGAGAAAUUGUUAGCUGGUUAAUGUACCACUGAGGCUAGAAAGACUAUUAACCUGGAUGAUUCCAGAUUGUACGAACUUGUCUUGAGUUUGGUAAAUAAUACAACUAUUUUCGGUGCUCUC